Saccoglossus kowalevskii is the source of this 711-nucleotide messenger RNA. Its product is annotated as AP-5 complex subunit sigma-1-like. The record is from RefSeq and is a predicted model, not a curated record. Gene Ontology annotation, cellular component: cytosol; lysosome; late endosome. Lineage: Eukaryota; Metazoa; Hemichordata; Enteropneusta; Harrimaniidae. Gene Ontology annotation, biological process: endosomal transport; double-strand break repair via homologous recombination.
AGUCGGUUACUGUAUAAACUUAUCCAUUUUGAUAUGAUUUAACUGUUAAAGACAAUAUCAGAUAUGGUAUAUGCAUUUCUGAUUCACACGGUUCAACCUGGAACGUGCAGAGUGAUAUAUUCGACAACGUUUGGACAGGAAGCGAUCGAACUAGACCGAGUCGAAACAAUAAUAUCGACGGGGUCGACUGACACUCAGGGCCUGGCAGUGAGUCAGGCUCGGUCGUCACCGAUUGGACAUGAACUACGGACGGUACGCAAAGAGCAGCUACAAAUAGUGGCUAAACAGGUCCAGUCAGAAUUUUCAUUCCGGAGAGCCGUGUCAGGUAGAUCAUACGAAGACGAGAUGCAAAUUUUGGGCUCUGACGAGACCGCACUGCCGUUUGAAAAGGGGGUGUUACGACUUCGAGCUGGAGACCCAUUCGUUGAAGAGAGAAUUGUCGUAUGGGAAGCGUCAGUGAACUGUGCGUUCGCUCUCGUCUGCAGCAGACACGAAAACCGAAUCCAGGCUGAAACUGUUUUAACAACGGUGAUUCGUUAUCUUCAAGAAUAUGUCCGUGUUAUUUCGCAACCCACGGAAGCUAUGACCAAGGCUGACAAAGUCACGACGAUUUUACAUCAAUUUCUACCAAAUGGACAAAUAUUAUUCAUGAACCAUCGCCUUUUGAAACAACUUGAAAAGGGAAUGGAACUCUUAAUGAGUGGAAAAUGA